This is a messenger RNA of Tyto alba (common barn owl), 2385 nucleotides long. Its product is annotated as collagen alpha-2(I) chain-like. Bases 960 to 1925 code for a protein of 321 amino acids. The record is from RefSeq and is a predicted model, not a curated record. Lineage: Eukaryota; Metazoa; Chordata; Aves; Strigiformes; Tytonidae. The transcript has 5 exons.
CCAAACAAAGAGGGCAGGAGCUUUUCAAACAGCAGCCUCCCAAAAAGUUGGCUGCUGCAGAGCUGGGCUGUACUGGGAUCCUGGCUGGCCACGGCCACCGGCGGAUGCAGCAGCGACAGCAAGUUGGUGCCGUCGCCUGGGAGGAUCCUGGCAGACGUCUUUAGUCCCUGGUAGAGAGUAGCUGCUGCGUGCUUUGUAUGGCCUCAUGGUGUAAGUGAGCAGGAUUUGAGCUGGAUUUCACCCUGCCCAAUCUGCCUUCGCUCACCUCCUGCUCCCCAGCUGGACUCUGACCCACAGCCUGCUUUUCAGCAUCUUCUCUGAGGUUAUGGGACAGUGUCGUCUCCAGACCUGAAGGGCAGCUUCUGCAGCACCAACUGUUUUCCAUGCAGUAGUUGUCGACGUGGGCAUUCCCAGUUCUGCUUGCUGUAACCUUCCAGGCUGCCAAGGAGACGUGAGGCUUCAGCAGGGAUCUGCCAGCCUCAUGCGGUGAACCGCUGCUUGCCAGGACUCGCACUGAGCUUCCUGAGAUACUGAGCUGCUGCUUGGGAUCCUGACUGCUCCUGGCUCCUCACUUUACUGCUGGCAGUGGGGAUUCAAUGUCCAGUUUGGAACGCUGGGCAGAGCCAAGCCUGUUGCCAUCUGCUGUGCCCUUGGUGGACCGGGGAACCUGGCUGAACCCCCUGUUCUGAGGGGGGCUCCGUGUGUGCCAGAGACAGGUUUUGGGCUGCCCCUAAUCGCUCUGGUGGGAAGAGCCACCUCUUUCCUCCUCUCCAGCUGGGAACUGGGUCACUGCUGGAAGCUGGGGAUGGCGCUGCAUGGACCUGGGGCCAGAAGCCUUGUGGCGGAGCACUAGAAGAGCCCAAGCAUCAUCUCGGUGGUGCCUGGGGGGCUGCCGGCGUCCCCACAGCCGCUGUGCUCUGGGGAUGUAGGUGCCGGGCGCAGGAGGGGUGCUGGGAGCGAUGGGCCGGUUGGACGACCACGCCAAGAGGAGGAUCGUGGAGCUGCGCAGGGCUGGGCUGAGCUUCCGCAAGAUCAAGAAGGUGCUGGAGCUGGACAACAUCCGAGUGACGCCACAGGCCGUGUACCUCUUCCUCAAGAGGAAGAGCAUGGAGCCGGGGGCGGCUGCAGCUGGCUGGGACGGGGAGCAGCCCUGGCCCCCGCUGCAGGGGCACAAGGCCGAGCCACCCAAGGUGCUGAGUGCCCAGCUGCCUGCAGUGCCUGGUGAGGGCCCCGUGGGUAGCCGGGCGCCCUGUCCCGCUGGCAGCCAAGCCGUCAAGGAGGGCGUUCGGCCUGUCGGCACGGCCUCACUCUGCAAGGACGGCGGGCAGCCUGGGGAGGCCCUGUCCGUAGGACGGCUCCCUGGGAAUGGCGAUGAUGGCUCUACAGGCACCCCCUUGGCUCCGGGGAGCUGCCCCGCUCCGGGGGGCCCGGCCACCCCUCCACAGCCCCUGCCCAGCCGAGGGCGGCCGGUCGCACCCCCUGCCAGGAACCCAGCCCUGACGGUGAAGAAGAUGAUCGUGGACAAGGCUGUCCUCCUGCAGAAAAAGGUCAAAGAUGCCAGCACUCAGACUGCCCUGCUGAACCCCACGAGUCCUGGAAAUCAAAACCUUGCUUGGGGCGGACCAGUGCUUCCCCCUGCUCCCAGCUCCCAUGCCGUUGCAGAAAAGCUGGAUGCUGUACAGCUGGAGAUCCAGAAGCUGAGCCAGGCCCUGCACGCAGUGCUAGAGAGGCAGUGCUGCCUGGAGCGCCAGCAGGAGCACCAGCAGCGGCUGCAGCAGGAGGUGCUGAUGACGCUGCAGCAGCUCAGCUCCACUGUGAGCCAUGGCGCCGUGCCUGCGAACCAGCCCUGCAUCCCCUUCAGCAGCAUGGCAGAGCCCUCGCCCACUGUGCCAAACUUGAGCCAGUUCAAGAUGGAGCUCAUCUGACCUCACACAACGCCAGCGUGCUCUAGCAGCGCUGCACUGAUGGCAGGAUGAAGCCAUGAAAAACUACCUUUCAGGGGCUGUGGCAGCUACCUAAGGAUUAUGUGGGGCAUCCUGCAGAGAUGGUCACUGGUGCCUCAUGUUUUCAGCCCUGUUGACUAAAAGGGGCUGCUUGGCACAAGGGGCCGGGCAAUGGAAAGCUGAGGCCUCACUUCUCCCAUGCUGCUCAUCCCGGUUGGCACUGGAGCUGGCUGGUGGCCCAUGGACUUGAGCAGCACAGGCAGCCUGCCUGCAAGUAGAAGAUGCAACUAAGAGAGACACAGCAGGUAGGUGGGUCUCAAAGAAAAGGCGAGGCUUCCUCUCACGAGAGUCAGAGCCGUGAUAGGCAAUCACAGAAACACUUCAUGCCCUCCAUUUGCAGAGCUUUGCUCAGUAAAAAUCUAUAUACACCAUGGUUCAGAAA